CGAUCAACGACGAACGGAGCUGAAGGAGUUCCAUCUCUCUCACACGGAGAAGCGCCUGAGGUUGCGUCGUCUAGGUUGUGGCGGCGACAUCAUUCUCGAAGGAUGGAUCCUCGAGAGAGUCUCGUCUCUCUCUCACGGAGGCGAGCCAGGGCUUGAGUCGUCUUGUUCGUGACGGCGACAUCAUCGUCGACGAACAGACCCUCGAUCGGUGCCUGAUUCGACUCAUGGUGAACGCCCCCUGCCUCACCUCUCUUUCUCACAGACGCAUUAACUUCUCGACGCGCUGUGAUUUUACCACAACCCGCUCUAGACGUUGUCAGCGCUAUAUACAGCAGUAAAUCAUCACCAUACCUCCCUCAAAAUGGCUGACGGAAAGGACGGAACCAUGUUCUCCUGGACGAACCAGAUCGGAUUCAGCCAGCCCCAUUCCAAGGUCGCCGAGCUGACUCGCGCCCACCACCCCCUUCUCAUCAACAUCCAAGGCCUCCCCGGCUCGGGCAAGACCCACCUCCUCCACGAGCUCAAACGUAUCCUUCCCGCAAAAGACUACGCCUUCUUCGAAACCUGGAAGAUCAUCUCCCUUCUCUCGCAUGGCCUUGACAACUUCGUGAGCUUCAUGCCUCACAACAAGCUCAGAAUGCGCAAGGACGCCACCGUCGAGAUCGCCAGAGACUGCACGGUUGUGGACAAGGUUGGCAUUGCCACUGGCUAUCACUACCUCUGGGACGAGAUGGGCGAGGGAAGCCAGGAUAUUGAUACCCCUGUCGACACUGAUGCUUAUGACAUGGUGUUGUGGUUACAAGUUCCUGUCGAGGAGCUUGCUGACAGACGUAUGAGUGAACCGGGCACCGGACGCAGAGCUCUUCACACCGACGAGCAGAAGAACACGCAGUUUCUUGGAGAGUGGCAGGAUGGCGAGCGCGAAAGGCUCCAGAAGAUCUGCGGUGAGAACAACGUCCAGUUCGAGUGCAUCGACGUGGGUACUACCACCAGCGAAGACGUUGCAGAGCUAGUGCGCAAGAAAAAGGGCAUGUGAACAGCAUGUGAACAGCAGGUGAAGGAAGAAGAAGGAGCGACAGAGCUCAAAGCGGCGUCAAACCAAACAUGUCGUUUGGCAUGCGAAAUGAACAAUAAUCAUAAGGAAGGAAGCAAGCAUGCGGGUCAUCAG
Messenger RNA from Aureobasidium subglaciale EXF-2481, 1168 nucleotides. RefSeq lists its product as uncharacterized. Lineage: Eukaryota; Fungi; Ascomycota; Dothideomycetes; Dothideales; Saccotheciaceae. The record is from RefSeq and is a predicted model, not a curated record. The transcript is spliced from 3 exons. Bases 362 to 1036 code for a protein of 224 amino acids.